Molecule: messenger RNA, 3132 nt
Organism: Didymosphaeria variabile
Lineage: Eukaryota; Fungi; Ascomycota; Dothideomycetes; Pleosporales; Didymosphaeriaceae
Gene: SEC5
Product: Exocyst complex component S5
Exons: 3
Coding region: 1-3132 (1043 amino acids)
Biological process (GO): Golgi to plasma membrane transport; exocytosis
Cellular component (GO): exocyst
Source: RefSeq, a predicted model, not a curated record
AUGGAGUCGAUAGAAACGCAGCUCCUCAACAAAUACAACAUACCCACGCUCUUCCCCGCGCAAUGGCCUGAAGAGAAAGACAACAGCUCCGAUUCGGAGGACGAUGCGCCCGCACCGCAGCGCCCGCCGACGCUACAGCCCAUCCGCCGCAGCAAGAGCCGGUUCAGCGUGCUAGAGACAAGCGGGAGCUUCACGCGGAAGAGAGAUGGCGUGGAGAAGACGAAGGAGGGCGUGGAGAAUCUGGUGCAGAAGGACGAGCAGGAUCCGCUAGGAACGUAUCCGAGUGUUGUGCAGGUGCUGCGGCAGCGGGGUCUGGCGGUGGAGGAUGAUGUUAAGCUGAGAAAUCGGUUCCUCCUCAGCUCGACGACGUUCUCGCCCUCGCUGUUCCUCUCCAAUGUUCAUAGCUCUGCAUCCACCGAUUCCCUGUUAUCCGGUCUCGACUUCCUUUCCCGUAGCAUCGAGAAGAAAUCUGCAUCCCUUAAAGUCCUCGUAGAAGCGAACUUUGAGCGGUUCGUAGGUGCGAAGGCGACGAUCGACAGGGUAUACAGCGAGAUGCGCGCGGACGGACAGGAGGCGCCAGAACCCCCUCCAAGUCCUAGCGGACGACCGGGCCAUUCACGUGGGCCCAGUCGCAGCAGCUUCUCAGCACGGCCGAGGGGAGCCAGCGCAACUCUGACACCGCAAGCUGUUGCUCAAGCAAAUGGAGAAAAGAAGAAGAACGCCCUGGUUAAGGAGAGCGAAUACGGCGUGCACGGGAUCAAAGUACCGCUCACUGAGGUGGCAGUCAAAGCGGAGGAAGUAUGGGGUCCCGCUCUGGGAGGCAAAGACAAGGAAGACACGUUGAAAGAGAUCCUAUCCUCCGUGGAGAAGAAUCGCGGACUGUUCGAGGUGGGGUCUGCGAUCCAAGACGCGAUCCGCCGGAAAGACCACGAGACGAUAGUGGACGAGUACACGCGAGCGCGAAAGUUCGCCGAAGAUACACGCUAUAUCGUGGAACAAGCCACAUAUUCGAAGACCCCGCUUACGGAUUCGCAAAUCCAUCAGAUUAUUGUCACAGCGCGGAUGUGGGCCGAUGUCGAGCACCAGGUUGAGUCGUUCAAGCGGGAUGCGUGGAAGCGGCUCACGUCCACGCACUUCUCGAGGCAUGUGACUGGCAUUGAACAGUCGAAGGAGCAGUAUAUGGAGCUUAUUUCUAUAAUGCUGGAGUUGGGCGUAGAGGACAGUCCAAUCUGGGUAUGGCUCCUCUCGCGAUACGAGCAUCUACGAAAGCGACUCCUUGAAAGCUGUGAUCGUGCACGGAUGGAGAUCGAGUUCUUGAGGCGCCUGUUAGGAAACCAGCCGAAACCGGGUUUGAAGACACUGCUGAAGCAUUUGAGGGCAGUCCCAACCAACAGCAAGAUCACUGCCGAACCUGCGAAACUGGACACAUUAAAGACGAUCGAGUUCUGGGAGCAUGUGCAUGCCUCGAUGACGGGACUGCUCGCCGCAAAUGGCGGCAUACUGGGCGAGAUCGUGGAGUACUGGGAUAUUGCGCAGUCGUUCAUUGAUGGCAAAGCGCAGAAAUCGCUACCCAUGGGCUUCAACAACCAGUCAUCGGUCCACCACAACCUCUCUUCUAGCAACGUAACCGAACUUGAGAAGGGCAUUACAGAGCUGGUGAAUAUCAUUCGGGAACAUCUUUUUUCCUUCUUUGCGGAACCGCCUAUCGAGGAUAUCACUUCGCUAUACUCGCCGUUGCCUACGAGCCCUACCCCUACUACACCACGGACGCCCAUGAGUGCAGCGCUGAGUCCAACAAUGGGCUCGAAGUUCCGCUUCGACCCCAAUAGCGCCCCACCGCCUUCACCAAAGAGGGGUGAUGCCUGGGAGAAAUAUGCAUUCUGGCCGCCGCACUCGAACGCACUCUCCGGUUCUCACUACCUAGCGAAGUCGCUGGUCCUCAUUGGCACGGCUGCAAACGAGCUCGCUUCGUUGCGUCUCAACGAGACCGGUGCGACUGUCCGCCUCGACGAAGCUCUCCGUGUCCUCGUUGGAGGUGUGCGUGAGCGCUGUGUGCAGGCCGUGUGUGCAGCAUGGAACACGGAUGCCGAAAGCCUGAAAGUGCUUGAGGACUGGACGCGAGAUGCUGAUCGCAAAGACAUUACUACAAUGCCUACACGCUUUCUAGCCGUGCAGAGCUUCUUGCUCAACAACCUUCAGAAGAUCAUGUACGUUGAGGCGUCGAGCAAGACGACAGUGGAUGUUCUGGUUUCGCCGAGCAGUAAGCUGCUACAGAUGGUUAGGAGCCAGUUCGUGACGAGCUUGUAUAGAACACUGAGUGGCAUGGUCGAAUGUGCAGAGAAGGGACGAGCGGCUUUAGGUAAAGAAUUCGAAGUCAAGAGUGACGAACUGACCAUAGACGAUGAGGAAAGUCGUUACGGAGGAUGGGGAAAAGUCGACGCAAGCAAGAGGUCCAUCCGCCUCCUCCUCACCCUCUCCAACAUGACUUCCUUCCAAACUGAGAUCACUCCGCAACUCAUCACCCUCUUCGAGACCCUCUUCUCCGUCUCGCUGACUGACGAAUCCAAGAAAGUCGACGGUGUCCUCUCCCAGCUCGACGCCCAGCUCUUCAAAUCCUACAACCAGCCCCAUGCCGCCCGCAUCGCCGGCACCAUCGAGGCUGGCAUCUUCUCUCCACAAUGGGCCCCGCCGUCCGAACCCGGAAAAUCGGUUGCAGACCGUCAGCCCUCCCCCUACGUCUUCACCAUCCUCCUCGGCCUCGUCCUCGUCCAUACCGAAGUCAGCACCACUUCUCCCCCUGACCCCCGCAUCCUCCGCGCCCUCUUCGAAGCCACCACCACCUCCCUCAUCAAGACCUUCAAUGACCCGCGCCUCUCCAACAUCAACCUCCAAGCGCUCAUGCAAGCGACCCUGGACGUGGAAUUCAUGGCGCAGACGCUGGCGAGCUACACCACCGAGGCGGCGAGCGCGACCCAGACGGAGAUUUACCAGGUGUUGGAUGGGAAGACGGACAAUGAGGCGAGGGUUAGGCUCCAAGGGGAAUUGGGGAAUUUGAGGGGCACGCUGAAGGGAUUGAGGGAGGGAACAAGGGUUGAGUUUAGUUGUUUUAGAAGGGAGAAGAGGGCGCGGUAG